Molecule: messenger RNA, 1143 nt
Organism: Cercospora beticola
Lineage: Eukaryota; Fungi; Ascomycota; Dothideomycetes; Mycosphaerellales; Mycosphaerellaceae
Source: RefSeq, a predicted model, not a curated record
AUGGAUUCCGGCUUCGCGACUGCCACUGCAACCGAUACGCGAGCCUGGCUGUGGGUCGCCAGCUUCCUCUCGCUCAUCUACAGUCUGCUCUGUCUGGCCGCCCGCUUCACUGGAAAAUGGGAUUUGCUCUGGUGGGAUGAUCUCAUCCUGAGCGGUGGCUACUUGUCCGCCAUUGUACAUUGGGGUUUCUUGUUUCAAGCAUUUACAAGUGGAGUGGGAGUGGCUUCCAUUGCCAUUUCACGCCAUCAGCUCAAUGUCGCUGCAAAAAUGUAUUUCGGGUCCCGCAUACCAGGAUUCGUUGCCCACUGCCUCGCGAAGCUCUCCAUCCUCGUCUUCACACGCCGAAUCUUCGCUGGCGAUAUCUACAAGGAAAGCGUCUUCUUUGGCGUAUCCUACGCCGUGACAAUCGUAUAUGGAGUUCUCGGAGUACUCCUCAGCUCUGCAGGAUGUCGUCCCGCAGACAGCUUGAACCCAAGCGUCAAUGCGGUUUGCGACUUCAAUACCGCCCGCUGGACCAUCAUAACCGCCUUCGACGGCCUAACCGAACUCAUCAUCCUCGCCAUGCCCAUCUGGUUCAUCAGCAAAAACCAACUCAAAGCCAGCAAAAAGCGCAUCGUAAUCUUCGUCUACAUGUUCCGCCUAAUCGUCAUAGGCUUCAGCAUAGCCACAACCUCAACCUACUUCGACUUCCUCAAAACAAACUCCAACGACCCCAUCGACAUCGCCCCCACAAUCGCCUGGCAAGAAGUCUCCCUCGGCUUCAGCCUCAUCUCCGCCUCUUUCCCUUGCCUUCGCUCUUUCCUCUGGGCGUUCAUGUCCCGAGGUCUCAUGACAAUGUACGGGAAUACGACUGCUUCAGCAUCGGAAUCGAGAUCACAGAACCAGAGUGUGCAGUUACGUUCCAUGAAUAAAUCUUAUGCUUCGCAAGCGGAUCGCGAUCCGAGUGGUGGGGGUCCGAGGUUAAGGCCUGAGAGAGCGUUGGAGUAUAGUGUACACGUGCGAGGGGAUGCGCCGACGAGUUCUUUGGCGGCCAGCAGAAAGAAGAGUCAGAUUGAUCCUUAUGGAUCAAGGAAGAGAAGUGAUGAUUCGGAUCAGAUGAUUAUUCAUCAUGAGACGAGUUAUCGUGUGGAGAGUUCGUAUUGA